UGGCGUUUUGAUCGAUCUAUGUACGCAGGAAAAUUCUGAUGAUAGUGAUACACUACUCAAAAACUCAUAAGUCAUCAAGAAGAUGUCUAAAUUAAUGACAGUUACUUUAUUUACAUUAGUUCAAGUUACCGUUUACUGCAGACCAAAAAACCUUAAUGUUGUUGAACAAUCCAUUUCACCUGAACAAAUCAAUGCUGAAAAAUUACUCCCUCCUGACCACGUCGAUGCUCUUAAGUUUGAGAAGGAUGGCCACAUUAAUAAAGAUUAUCGCAAAGAAAUAUUCCUCGGCAACCACGAAGAAAUUGAUGACGACCCAAUAGAAAUAGCAGAGGCAAAACUAGUGGAUAUUUUUCACAAGAUAGAUAUGGAUGCUGACGGUUAUUUAAGUGAAAAUGAGCUAGAGUUAUGGAUUCUUGACAAAAUUAAUGCCCACAUGGAUGAAGCCGUGGAGGAAAAUGAUGCUGUUUUUAAACAUUUGGACCCAGAUGGAGAUGGAUUUGUAGAAUGGAAGGAAUAUUACAAACAUUUUUUACUGGCAAAGGGACAUGGGCUUAAAGAAACUGAAAAAUACCUGGAAGACUAUGAUACUGAUAUACUAAAAGAGGACGAACGGGAUCAGCUUGUACGAUACAAAUUUAAAUGGACAGAUGCAGACAUUGAUCCCAUUGAUAAUAAACUGGACAAAAAAGAAUUUUUUAGCUUCCGUCACCCGGAACAAAGCCCUCAGUUGGUGGAAAACAUGAUCAUGUCAAUAAUUAAUUCAUUAGAUGAAGACAAAGAUGGCAAUUUAACACUGAAGGAGUUUAUGACAAACUCUGAUGAAAUGAUGCAGGAUGCGGGGUCUGAGAAAGAGAGGGAGGAGGAGAGAGAGGUCCGAAAGAGGGAAUUUGUAUCAGCCAUCGAUAAAAAUAGUGAUGGAAUAGCCACAAAACAGGAAUUAAUAGAUUAUAUGAAUCCCAGAAAUCCCCAACAAUCCAAACAAGAAGCCAACAACCUAGUCUCCUUAAUGGAUGAUAACAAAGAUGGAAAACUUUCCCUAAAAGAAAUCAAGAACCAUAAAGAUGUUUUUAUCAGUAGUAAAAUUGUUAAUGUGAAAAAGGUGCUACAUGACGAAUUCUAGUCUAUACUAGAUAAAUUUUUGUUUUACCUCUGAAGAGAUAAAGAUCUGGACUGUGAUACACGUUAAGAACACCUGUUUGUUGUGUUGAGCAUAUCGUUAAUAUGUCAGUUACUUUUUUGAACAAAUGAUUUUGUACAAUAGAUUAGUUAUACAUGUAUGAGCAUAAUAUAAGUUUCUGUGGGCUAGGAAUGUCCUAGAUGAUCAUGACAAGUACUGGUGUGUUAUAGUGACAAUGUAUUUUUGACAAGCUUUAAUAAGUACACAUUAACUUUUUCCAAAGGGUGUCUUUUCCCAGUGUUUCUCUGUUUGGAACAUUUUGUUGAAACCCAUGAACAGAUUGUGAUUGAUUGAUACAAUGUGAUGUGCAGUGAUGGAAAGAAUAAAUCUUUUUGGGCAAAAAUCUAUUCAAGUAUGUGGAUUCAGGUUUUUAUUCUAUGAUUAUGUUAAUGUUUACCUUUGGGCUAACUUUAAAUACAAGUUUUGUCAGAAAGUGAGGUUUGUAGGGUUGUGAACAUUCUGAUCAUUAGUAGAAACAUUUUUUUAUCAUAAACAUUUGAAAGCAGUAAAAAAAAGUUUGAAAAUAAAAAUAUUACAUGUGCACAUUUUUUAUAUGCACAUUUUUUAUAUGCUAUGUUUAUGCUUUAUUGUACAAAGGGCUGAAAGUGAGAUUAGCUUAUAAUUUUUGGUAAGGAUUAAUGCUUACAUACAUGUAUAAUCCACAAUCAAUAGCUAGAAGAAUAGGAAAAAGUGUGCAUAUGUUUAAUUACUGUAAUAUUAUUAUUAUCAUGUAUUAGCAUUUAUUGCUUGAAUUUAAGAAUGAAUGUAUUAUAACAGCUAUUAUUUUUCAUUAUUUAUUUUGUACAUUCCAACAUAAUUAUUAGUCUCCUACCUGUGAAAUUGGAAUGGACUAUAGGUUUUCUCUCAGUCCGUUCCCGUCUUUCAGUCAGUCUGUUUCACUUGGUUUUUAGCUUUUCCGUGUUGCUUGCAUAUAAUUAUCUUAUCUUUUGAUGAGGUAUGGAUCAAGUUUUUUGUUGUCAUUCUGCUUUGAUAAUAUUAGACAGAAUUAUGGCCCAUUCAUGUAGGGGACUUAGUAUUGCUUAUAAAUGCUAUACCCAAAGAAUGCUUUUUGUACUUGCAUCUAUAGGUUCAUAAAACAAAGAGGUGGAGGUAGAUGUAUUGAUACUGGCUAUAUCAAUUACUGUUGGGAUAUAUUCACCUUUUUCUAUUUUGAUGUACCCUAACUUAAAAAUUUUGUAACCUGCAGUCUUUAGAUUUAUUUAAAGGUGGAGAACUGAUUAGGGAAGACGCCCUAGAUUUGGGGUCACUUGGUCAAAGAUCAACUUAUGAUAAGUCUGAUGCAGUAAUAUCCAUAGUUUUUAACCAUAUUUACCAGUACAUUUUUAUUAUGUAUUAAGCAGUAGACUGAAAAAAAAUAUAUUUAAGUCAUUUGAACAAGAGUCAUGAUUAUUGAUAUAGGAAUUAUACAUGUAGGUGGUAUGCAAUAGCUGAGGUAAUUUUAAGCUAACAACAUCAUUUUCAUUAUGCUAGUAAAGAGUGCAAGAUAUGAGGUCUCUUUCUUAAAGGUCAAGGUCCAUAUUGAUAUCAUGUACAGUUUGAGUGUCAGUUUCAUAGUUAUGACAUUGUUUUUUUUUUUUUUUUCGAUAUAGCUGUACCGUGUAAAAUGGUAGGUGAUGCCUUCUUGUAGUUUUGUACCGACUCAUUUUUAGAGAGAAAUAUGUGUAAUGGAGGAUUUGAAAUGUACCUGAAAUCAAUACCAUACAUAUUCCAAAUGUAUAGAGAAACUUGGUACAUAGCAUUAUAUCAAUUUUCCUUUCACCUCUGUAUAUGAAUAUUACUAAUUAUACUUCCAUUUAUUGAAUUUAAUUCAUUUGAAUUGUUUGGAAAUUUCUAAAUUACAAUAUCAGUGAUAGUACAUAUGUGAGUUUAGUAGACAUAUUGAUAUCCCUUCACAGUCAUAGAAAUCCACUAUACCCAUAUUUAACUGUUCAUAUUCUUUGUGAGACUGUUUGUUGAUUAAGUUUAUCAUUAUUCCUUUCCAAAAAUCCAUUAAUUUAUUAUCUUGAUUAGACUGUAAUUUAUUAAAUUAUUCUACUUUA
This is a messenger RNA of Saccostrea echinata, 3237 nucleotides long. Its product is annotated as 45 kDa calcium-binding protein-like. Gene Ontology annotation, molecular function: calcium ion binding. Bases 83 to 1120 code for a protein of 345 amino acids. Lineage: Eukaryota; Metazoa; Mollusca; Bivalvia; Ostreida; Ostreidae. Gene Ontology annotation, cellular component: endoplasmic reticulum. The transcript is spliced from 6 exons. The record is from RefSeq and is a predicted model, not a curated record. Gene Ontology annotation, biological process: calcium-ion regulated exocytosis.